Oryza sativa Japonica Group (Japanese rice) is the source of this 7599-nucleotide messenger RNA. Its product is annotated as mediator of RNA polymerase II transcription subunit 12. Gene Ontology annotation, cellular component: mediator complex. Gene Ontology annotation, molecular function: transcription coregulator activity. Lineage: Eukaryota; Viridiplantae; Streptophyta; Magnoliopsida; Poales; Poaceae. Gene Ontology annotation, biological process: regulation of transcription by RNA polymerase II. The record is from RefSeq and is a predicted model, not a curated record.
GCUACCGUAGUCGGCCUCCCUCUGACUCUUUUGCUCCCCCCUCCCUAGUUUACCCUAGUCGAUCUCCCCCCCCCCCCUUCCCCCUCCGCCGAGGCAGCGCCGCCGCCGCCGCCGCCGCCGGAGUCCCCGCUGCUUCCCCUCGCCGGAGGAAUUUGGGGGGUUGAGGUGAUCCCCCCCCACCCCCACCCGUGCCAUAGGGUUGGCUGCUCCUGCUCCUACUGUACACAGCUUGAUUGAUCCUUUUUGGUGGGUGUGGAUGUUGGGGGUAGCAUGCCGCUGACCUGCUCGGGGAGAUGCAGAGGUACGCGGGUGCCGGUAACAACAGUGGGUUUAGUGGCGGCGGUGGCGCGGGUGGAGGCGGUAGAGACAGCUCGAGGUUGGAUGGGUCGCCCUACUCCGCCAACAAUUAUCCCCUGAGCUCGAGGCGGCAGCAGCAGCUAGCUCCUUACAAGCUAAAGUGUGAUAAAGAACCACUUAAUAACAAGCUUGGACCACCUGAUUACUAUCCUCAAACACCAAACUGUCCUGAAGAGACAUUGACAAAAGAAUAUGUACAAUCUGGGUAUAAGGAGACCGUUGAAGGAAUUGAGGAAGCCAGAGAGAUUGUACUUAGCCAGAUCCCGUACUUCUGCAAGACAGAUAUUGUUGUAAAAUGCAAAGAGGCACUAAAGAAGCGCUUGAGAGCUAUAAAUGACUCUCGUGCUCAGAAGAGAAAGCAGGCUGGCCAAGUUUAUGGAGUUCCUCUUUUUGGAUCACUGUUGAUAAAACCUGGAGUUUAUCCAGAGCAAAGACCAUGUAACGAGGACACCCGCAGGAAAUGGGCCGAGGCCCUUUCCCAGCCAAACAAGCGACUGCGUUCAUUAUCUGAACAUGUUCCUCAUGGUUAUCGUAGGAAAUCUCUUCUUGAUGUUCUCACUCGAUACAAUGUCCCAUUAUUAAGAGCAACAUGGUUUGUGAAAGUCACGUACCUCAAUCAGCCACAGGUUCGAUCAACAUCGGUCAGUACAUCAGCAGGAGGCUCUGACAAUCAUCGAUCUAAUCAAUGGACAAACGAUGUCGUUGAAUAUUUACAACAGCUUUUGGAUGAAUUUUGUUUAAAAGAGGUACCUCCAUCUUUUAGAGAACAGUCAUCACCAGGGCUUAUUGCUGGGGUCACACAAGUAAAAAUGAAAAGCGAAGCACCCCCAGCUGUUGGAGACAUAGACGAGCCUUUGGUGCACUUCAAAUGGUGGUAUAUGGUCCGCCUUAUUCAGUGGCAUCUCGCCGAAGAAUUGCUUGUUCCCUCGGUACUUAUUGAAUGGUUAUUUAACCAAUUUCAGGAGAGAGUUGCAGUUGAAGCUUUAGAGCUUCUUAUGCCUGUGGCACUUGGUAUGAUUGACAUCAUCACUCUCUCACAAACAUAUGUGCGCAUGUUUGUGGAAAUAUUGGUUAGACGUCUGAGUGAUGGCCCUGUUGUUGAUAACCCCAAAAGGGCACAUAUUUCUUCUGUUAUAGCUGAGGUACUGCGAUACAUGGUGCUUGCAGUGCCUGAUACGUUUGUUUCUUUGGAUUGCUUUCCUCUUCCAUCUUUUGUGGUUCCUGAUGUUUACAGUAGAGGUGCUUUACUGAAGAUAACUGCUGGUGGUGGUAUUGCUGGUUCAAAGAGGCAGGAUGGUUAUCGUUACUUGUCCUGUGGUUAUGCUGUUUGUUCAAUUCAGAAACGUUCAUAUGAUCUUGCAACAGUUGCCAACCCUAACUUUCAGGCACGUGGUGCAGCCAAAGUGGUGCAAGCUUUGGACAAGGCUCUUGUCACAGGAAAUUUGACAAUGGCAUAUUUGUCGCUGUUUAAUGAUUUAUCUGAUGCAUUAAUGGAGGAGAGAUGGAUUAAAGAAGUGAGCCCUUGCUUGCAGUCUUCUUUGAUGUGGAUCGGGACUGUUGAGUCAUCCCUAAUCUGCUCAGUAUUCUUCCUUUGUGAAUGGGCAACGUGUGAUUAUCGUGAUUGCCGCACAUCUCUCUUGCGGAACGUAAAAUUUACAGGACGAAGAGAUUUAUCUCAGGUACAUCUGGCAGUCUCCAUCUUGAAGAAUAAAAUGGAUGAGAUAAAUAACCUGUCUCGUUCUAAGAGUAGCAGUCGCAUUGCAGUGAAUAAUACUGCUAAAGGUUCUUCAUUAAACAACACUUCUUUAGCAGCUACAGUGAGUGAUUCCUCUGGAUUGAGAAACAACGCAAAGAGCGUGGAUGAGAAGGACAAGAAGGAUAUAUUUGAAAGCCCUGGUCCACUGCAUGAUAUUAUUGUGUGUUGGCUUGAUCAACAUGAGGUUAACAGUGCUGUAGGUUUUAAACGUGUGGAUGUUCUCAUCAUAGAACUUAUCCGCAGUGGUAUAUUUUAUCCUCAGGCUUAUGUUAGGCAGUUAAUUAUUAGUGGAAUUACUGACAAGAAUGACACACUGCUGGAUGUGGAAAGAAAAAGGAGGCACCGCAGAAUUCUGAAGCAGCUUCCUGGGUCAUCUUUAUUUGAAAUUCUUGAAGAAGAUAGAAUUACUGAAGAGCAGCAUUUGUAUGAGAUGAUGUCAACAUAUUCUAGUGAGCGUCGCCUUGUGCUUUCCGAACUUUCAACUGGCCAAGCAUUCGAUGCAAAUAGCAGAGGUGAAUAUGCUUCAAGUUCCUGUGUUCCGAAGGCAAGUGAUCUUUUUCUUGCAUCAGGAGGCGAUAAGCAUGGGAGGGUGCCGGAACAAGUCGAAGAUGUGAAAGCUCUGGUGUCGAGCAUGUUGCGCUUUAUAAAUCCUCACUCAGUGGAAGAAGAGCAUUGUCAAAUCAAAACAAACCCGCAAGGAUCGUCAGCUUCAACGGUCACACAAAUUGAUACUGUAGAUGUGAAACAUGACUGUGAGGAUUGUGCGAGGACCAAGAGACAGAAAUUGGAUGAGAGGGCCUCUCCAUUACAAGGGUUCCCAUUGAUUCAAUCAGAUGAGGAAGAUAUUUGGUGGGUGAGGAAAGGGACAAAGUUACAUGAAUCCUUGAAGGCUGAACCUGCACAGAAACCCAUUAAACAAAACUCUAGAGGUAGAGCAAAGGUGGUUCGGAAAACACAAAGUCUUGCACAGCUUGCGUCUUCCAGAAUUGAAGGCAGCCAAGGGGCAUCUACUAGUCAUCUUUGCGAGAGCAAGGUGGGCUGUUCCCACCAUAAACCUAGCAUUGAUGUUGACAAUGUCAAAGAUGUUGAUCACAUGAAGAUAGUGGAUCUGUCUGAAGUUGGGAAAUCGUUGAAGAGGCUCAGAUUGCUUGAAAGACGAUCUGUUUCUGUAUGGUUGUUGAAAUCAGUAAGACAGCUUAUUGAAGUAAAUGAGAUGGCUGCUUCUAAAGCUAGCAAUUCCGUAAGUUCUUUUUCGUCGCAGUCUGAUGAUAAAACUCUAUUGAAAUGGAGGCUUGGUGAUGAAGAAUUACUGUCGAUUCUCUAUAUAUUGGACAUAUGCUGUGAUUUAGUCUCUGGUGCAAGGUUUCUUGUUUGGUUGCUAACAAAAGUUCGUGGUGGAAUGGCAACCUCUGGUCAAACAGGGAGAAGUGCCACUCAUAUCAAAAAUAGAGAAAACCAAGUUUGCCAGAUUGGCGAGGCACUUGUGUUCUCAUCCUUGCUAAGGUAUGAGAACAUACUUCUUGCAACUGAUCUCUUGCCCGAAGUUUUAAGUGCUUCAAUGAGCAGAAAUUUUGUGUUAGCUACUGCAAGGCAGCCUGCUUCAGGAGCAUUUGCUUAUACUCGAUAUUUCCUGAAGAAAUACAGGGAUGUUCCUAGUGUGGCAAGGUGGGAGAAAAGUUUUAGAACCACAUGUGAUCAGCGACUGCUAGCUGAGCUUGAUAAUGGACGUUCAGUUGAUGGUGAUCUGGUUUCUUCUUCUGGGGUUUCAGCAGGUGAAGAGAUUGAUGAACAGAUCCGUCAAAAAAUGAAUGUAAGGAAUUCAAGAAUUGUUCCAAACAUGAAGGAUAUAAUACAACGGCAAACUGAGGAAAAGAAAGGUAUUACGGCACCCAAGAGCCCCUCUGUUGAUAGGGAAGACAGCUAUCAAAUUGCACAUGACAUUGUUUUGGGCUUACUUGAAUGUAUCAGGCAAAAUGGGGGAGCUAGUCUAGAUGGAGACCCUUCAAUUGUUGCUUCUGCUGUCUCUGCAAUUGUUCUCAAUGCUGGGCAUACAAUAGCUAAACAUUUGGAUCUUUCGGCCGGUAACUAUCACGGUGUUUCUUCCAUGGGUAGUUCAUUGAGCUCUAUUCGGCACAUUUUGCAUGUCCACAUAAGUUCUCUUUGCUUACUGAAAGAUGCUCUUGGGGAUCGCUUCAGCCGUGUAUUUGAAAUAGCUCUGGCUGUUGAAGCGUCUUCAGCUAUUACAGCAACUUUUGCCCCUCCAAAGAUGCAGCGUAAUCAGUUUCAACCAUCUCCAGAGACCCAUGAUGUAUAUGGAAAUCAUACAAAUGACCUAAGCAACACAGGGAAAGGUUUUGUUGGGAGAACUACAAAGGUAGCCGCUGCUAUUUCUGCACUUGUUGUGGGAUCUGUUAUUCAUGGAGUUGUUAAUAUUGAGCGGAUGGUUGCUGUCCUGAAAAUAAAAGAUGGUUUGGAUAUUUUGCAUCUCCUAAGAGGUUUGAGAUCAAGCACAAAUGGUGUAUCCCGGUCCACUGGAACGUUUAAGAUGGAGAAUUCAGUAGAAGUUUUGGUGCAUUGGUUUAGGAUUCUCUUGGGGAACUGCAGAACUGUCUAUGAUGGGCUUAUUGCUGAUAUUCUUGGUGAGUCCUAUGUUCUUGCACUCUCAAGGUUGCAGCGGAUGCUUCCUUUAAGUAUGGUCCUUCCUCCAGCCUAUUCAAUUUUUGCCAUGGUCCUUUGGAAGAGAUAUACUUUUAGCCGUGAAGAUGUGCAGCUUUACCAGUCUCUGUCAAACGCAAUAAAUGACAUCACCAUGCAUCAGCCUUUUCGGGAUAUCUGCUUCCGUAAUACACAUCAGCUGUAUGAUCUCCUGGCCGCUGAUGUUGGUGAUUCAGAGUUUGCGGCAAUGCUUGAAAUGCAUAACCCAGAUAAGGGUUCAAAAGCAAUGGCAUUUAUACCUCUUCGUGCUCGGCUAUUUUUGAAUUCCCUUGUUGAUUGUAAAACAGCUGGGGCAAUUCUAGGAGAUGGUUCAUGUGCUUCAGAGUCUGGCGAGGCAAAAGAGAGUGAGUUGAAACUCUCUGACAGACUUAUACAACUACUGGAUACCCUCCAACCAGCAAAGUUCCAUUGGCAAUGGGUUGAGUUGAGGUUUCUUUUAGAUGAACAAGCUCUUCUGGAAAAAGUUGCAGCUGGUAAUACAUCAGUCGCAGAAGCAAUCCAGUCGCUUUCCCCUAAUGCUGAAAGCUUUGCCCUUUCUGAUAGUGAGAAAGGGUUCACUGAAAUCAUCCUGUCAAGAUUACUUGCCAGACCUGAUGCUGCUCCCCUCUACUCAGAACUUGUUCAUCUUCUUGGGAAGCUUCAAGAGUCACUUGUCGUGGAUGUCAAAUGGCUCCUGCAAGGGCAAGAUGCCCUUCUGGGACGCAAAUCCACAAGGCAGCAGCUUGUUCAUAUUGCUCAAAGAAAGGGCCUCUCGACAAAGACUCAGGUUUGGAAACCAUGGGGCUGGGCCAGCUUGCUUAGUGAUGUAAUAGCCAGUAAAAGUACCAAGAGGAAAUUGGAAGUCACUUCAAUUGAGGAAGGAGAAGUUGUGGAUGACUCUGCUGAUGCUAAAAGGCCUAGCAAGGCUAACCCCCAUAAUGUGGACAGAAGCUUCGAGGGGAUUAGAUCUAUUAAUAAAUAUUUGACUGAGAAAGCCCUUUCAGAAUUAAUGUUGCCAUGCAUUGAUAGAAGCUCUGCUGAAUUUCGUAGUAUAUUUGCUGGUGAUUUGGUGAAGCAGAUGGGGACUAUCAGUGAACACAUCAAAGCAAUAGCAAGGAAUGGUACGAAACAAUCUGGUUUAGUUCCAUCAGGAACUGAAGCAGCAUCGAACAAAUCCAGUAGCCGUAAAGGGAUUCGAGGUGGAAGUCCAAAUAUUGGACGGCGAGCUCCAGUUGGUAAUGAUCCAACUCCUCCUUCAGCAUCUGCUCUGCGAGCAACAGUGUGGUUGCGCCUCCAAUUUAUCAUUAGGUUGCUUCCAUUAAUCAUGGCGGAUAGGAGUAUGAGACAUACACUUGCUUCUGCAAUUCUAGGCCUUCUUUCAGCACGCAUAAUUUAUGAAGAUGCAGAUUUGCCCCUUCCUCCUACCAACACUACCGUUUUAAGGCGGGACGUGGAUUCUUUGCUGGAACCUCCCUUAGAUGUCCUUCUCGACCGCCCUGGUGAAAGUCUUUUUGAGAGGCUCAUAUGUGUUUUCCAUGCAUUACUUGGCAAUGGCAAACCAAGUUGGCUGAAGUCAAAGUCAGUUUCUAAGUCGACCACUAGAACUCCAAGAGAUUUCCCUGCAUUUGAUAGUGAAGCAGCUGAGGGCUUACAGUCUGCACUAGAUCACCUGGAGAUGCCUGGAAUAAUCAGGCGAAGAAUCCAAGCAGCUAUGCCAGUUCUCCCACCUUCUCGCCACCCUUGUAUAUCAUGCCAACCACCUCAGUUGUCUUUGGCCGCAUUAUCACCACUCCAGAGCGGUACAUCUACUUCAGGUCCUCAACAGAAAGGCAACUCUACUAGCUGGGUUCCUACUAAUGUAUCGAUCAGAAACAAGGCGGCGUUUGCAACCCAAGAUCCUGAGAUGGAAGUAGAUCCAUGGACAUUGCUUGAGGAUGGCACAAGUUGCCCCUCCAUGUCAUCUGGAAGUAACAGUUCCAGUGGCAUGGCUGGCGAUCAUGGUAAUUUGAAAGCUUGUAGCUGGCUCAAGGGUGCAGUGAGAGUGAGGAGGACAGAACUAACCUAUAUUGGGUCCCUGGAUGAUGAUAGCUGAUCAUGCUUGUACGCUAUCACUGCUGACGUUGCACAAAUUCAAGAUGGGGAUUGAGGAAAAUUUUUCGGUUUUGGACCAGGUUGGGCUUGAGUGGUAUACAUGCCGCCACCAUGAUAAACUCCACUAUUGAAGUGAGUUUUGUGUUGAAAUUGUGGCCUUGUGGGGGCGGCCUUGAUGUAGAAUAUCUUACACCCUGGGGUAUUGUUGUUACUAGGGCCUGCGGGAGCGACCUUGUACAUAAUGUAACAUUAAUCCAUUUGUCAAGCAAGCUGUCCCUGAAAGAAGUUGCCCCAGGGCCCUGUUUGUAGCUUAUAUUCAAAGUUAGGAAGAUAUGCAUGCAUGCAGUAGCUGAUGAGUCGAAAGGAAUGUAUUGGUUUUUGUUUUGCUCGAUAUGUAACCUAGUGUGAGUUAGCCCCUGCUCAAAACCGAGGGUUGAUAUUAUAUAACAUUAUGUAUAUCAUAUGGUGGCUGGCCUCAGUGGAAGUUGAUAUUGUUUCGGAUGGGUUUUCCUCUUUGUAGUGGCAUGCAUAUUCAUGGGAUGUAUCCAGCCUACCCAGUUUCUGCUUGUCUGUGAAUUCUCAUGGCUGGUGAGGUGAGCUUGCUCAACCCGAGCAGAUUGCCAGAUCUGAGGAUCCUUGACACAUUAUAUUCUAUAUAUGGUGGAAGGAACAUUGAAUUCUAUAAAUUGGUGAGGUUCCCA